CCCCCACCCUCCCACCUCCACCUCCAUCCACCAUGUCCUCCCGCCUUUCUACCUAUCUCUUCCGGCUCGGUGUCCCCAUCUUCCUGGGUACCACCGCCAUCCAGUCCUCCAUCUACGAUGUCCGAGGUGGUACCCGUGCCGUCAUCUUCGACCGCAUCUCCGGUGUGCAGGAGAAGGUCAUGAACGAGGGCACGCAUUUCCUGAUUCCCUGGCUGCAGAGGGCCAUUAUCUACGACGUGCGCACCAAGCCGCGUAACAUCUCCACCACGACGGGGAGUAAGGAUCUGCAGAUGGUCAGCUUGACGCUGCGAGUGCUGCACCGUCCGGAUGUGCCCAGGCUGCCAGCUAUUUACCAGUCCUACGGCACCGACUACGACGAACGAGUCCUCCCCUCCAUCGGCAACGAAGUCCUCAAAGCCAUCGUCGCCCAAUUCGACGCCGCCGAGCUCAUCACCCAGCGUGAGGCCGUGUCGAACCGCAUCCGCACCGACCUGAUGAAGCGCGCAUCGCAGUUCAACAUCUCCCUGGAGGACGUCUCCAUCACGCACAUGACCUUCGGCAAGGAGUUCACGCGCGCCGUCGAGCAGAAGCAGAUCGCGCAGCAGGACGCCGAGCGCGCCCGCUUCAUCGUUGAGAAGGCCGAGCAGGAGCGCCAGGCGAACGUCAUCCGCGCCGAGGGUGAGGCCGAGAGUGCCGAUAUCAUCAGCAAGGCUGUCAGCAAGGCCGGUAGCGGACUGAUUGAGAUCCGUCGCAUUGACGCCAGCAAGGAGAUUGCGCAGACGCUGUCCAAGAACCCCAACGUUACUUAUCUGCCGGGGAAUGAUGGCAAGGAUGGGGGUAAAAGCACCAGCUUGCUCUUGGGGUUGAGGAGCUAGUUUUUUUUU
This is a messenger RNA of Aspergillus candidus, 884 nucleotides long. It is a transcript of the gene phb1, whose product is annotated as prohibitin subunit PHB1. The transcript is spliced from 2 exons. Bases 33 to 875 code for a protein of 280 amino acids. Lineage: Eukaryota; Fungi; Ascomycota; Eurotiomycetes; Eurotiales; Aspergillaceae. Gene Ontology annotation, biological process: mitochondrion organization. Gene Ontology annotation, cellular component: membrane; mitochondrion. The record is from RefSeq and is a predicted model, not a curated record.